AUGUCGAAAGCAGCAUCAGUAAUUUUAUUAUUUUUGGUGAUAAUUUACUUCAAGGAAGGUUCAAGUGAAAAUAUAAUAAUUCAUUCGGAUGGAAGCUUGACAUUCAAUGGCAUACAGUACAUUCCAAUUGAACCAGUCAUUCAAGAGUCAAGAUCUAUUGACAUCCCAGUAUCAGGAGAUAUACGUUGCCAGUGCAAUGACGAUGAAUGCAGCAAUUGUGACUACUGA
Molecule: messenger RNA, 228 nt
Organism: Chironomus riparius
Lineage: Eukaryota; Metazoa; Arthropoda; Insecta; Diptera; Chironomidae
Source: the annotation of a GenBank genome assembly